AACCUAGAAGACUUCUACUACUACUACUACUACUCCACCAGACUUGAUUUCGUUUUCAUCUUCAUUUUCUUUCUUCUCCAAUGGCUAAUGAAGAGGCAAGAAACUCAGACUCUGAGAAGCAAAGGCUUCUCAUCAGUCAGCACAAAGAGAAGCACUUCACCGCCGGUGAGAUCGUCCGUGACAUCAUCAUCGGAGUAUCUGACGGUCUCACCGUCCCCUUCGCUCUCGCUGCCGGUCUCUCCGGUGCAAAUGCCACGUCAUCGAUUGUCCUCACCGCUGGAGUUGCCGAAGUCGCCGCCGGCGCCAUCUCCAUGGGACUUGGCGGAUAUCUUGCUGCGAAAAGUGAAGCGGAUCACUAUAAGAGGGAGUUGAGGAGAGAACAAGAAGAGAUAGUGAAUGUUCCGGAUACAGAGGCGGCAGAGGUAGCAGAGAUUCUUGCAGAGUAUGGAAUAGAGCACCAUGAGUAUACACCAGUAGUGAAUUCCCUGAGAAAGAACCCACAAGCUUGGCUUGAUUUCAUGAUGAAGUUUGAACUGGGACUGGAAAAGCCAGAUCCAAGGAGAGCACUGCACAGUGCACUGACGAUUGCGAUUUCUUACAUUCUUGGUGGAGUGGUGCCUUUGAUUCCUUACAUGUUCAUUCCAAAGGCGAGGGAAGCAUUGGCUGGAUCUGUUGUGUUGACUUUGGCGGCAUUGCUUAUAUUUGGGUUUGCCAAGGGCUACUUCACCGGUAGCAAACCCUUCCAAAGCGCCUUCCAGACGGCCCUCAUCGGAGCCAUUGCAUCUGCUGCUGCCUUUGGCAUGGCGAAGGCAAUCCAUCCUUAAACACCCUGAAUGACUGUCACACAGUUAUUAAUUUGGCUCUAAUUCGUUAAGGGUGUACUUUACCUUUGUGUGUUCUAGCUAUGGAAACUUCUCCACGAGCCUCGUAGUAUGUAUGUACCGUACUUUCUUAUUAAAAUUUACAGAGAAUAAGGUUGUGUUACAAAAACUGAAAAUAAUAUGGCUACAA
Messenger RNA from Argentina anserina (silverweed cinquefoil), 1011 nucleotides. RefSeq names its product vacuolar iron transporter 1. Gene Ontology annotation, cellular component: vacuolar membrane. Gene Ontology annotation, molecular function: iron ion transmembrane transporter activity; manganese ion transmembrane transporter activity. The coding region runs from base 81 to 824 and encodes 247 amino acids. The record is from RefSeq and is a predicted model, not a curated record. Gene Ontology annotation, biological process: intracellular manganese ion homeostasis. The transcript has 4 exons. NCBI's taxonomy places the organism in Eukaryota, Viridiplantae, Streptophyta, Magnoliopsida, Rosales, Rosaceae.